This is a messenger RNA of Haliotis rubra (blacklip abalone), 2591 nucleotides long. Its product is annotated as nucleolar protein 10-like. The record is from RefSeq and is a predicted model, not a curated record. The coding region runs from base 68 to 2116 and encodes 682 amino acids. The transcript has 19 exons. Gene Ontology annotation, biological process: maturation of SSU-rRNA from tricistronic rRNA transcript (SSU-rRNA, 5.8S rRNA, LSU-rRNA). Gene Ontology annotation, cellular component: nucleolus; small-subunit processome; 90S preribosome. Gene Ontology annotation, molecular function: protein binding. NCBI's taxonomy places the organism in Eukaryota, Metazoa, Mollusca, Gastropoda, Lepetellida, Haliotidae.
UCCGGUUAUCAAUAUGGAGUUCGUUUAACACGUGCUUGUGUUUAUAUUUCGUUCGUAUAAAGGAAAGAUGCAAGUCUCCAACCCAAAUAAUGUUAAGAUCUACAACUUAAGUGCUGGAAAAUCUCUCCCUGAAUGGUUGUCAGACAGGAAGAAAAGAAAGCUACGGAAAAGUGAUGUUGAUAUUCAAAGAAGGAUAGAACUUAUUCAAGACUUUGAGAUGCCAGCAGUGAGUCGAUGUGUCCAGGUGUCUAGAGAUGGACAGUACAUACUGACCACAGGUACUUACAAGCCUCGAGUACGAUGUUAUGACGUCCACCAAUUGUCCCUCAAGUUUGAGCGAGGGCUAGAUGCUGAAGUCCUCAAGUUCUUGGUUCUCUCGGAGGACUACACAAAGGUGCUGUUCCUGGAGGAUGAGAGAUACGUGGAGUUCCACACACAGUUUGGUCGUCACUACCGAACCCGGAUUCCCAAGUAUGGCCGCGACCUGGCAUACCACUACCCCAGUUGUGAUGUCUACUUUGUGGGUGUGAGCCCUGAAAUCUACCGAUUGAACCUGGAACAUGGCCGCUUUCUGUCUCCCCUGGUCACCAGCGCUACAGAAAUAAACUGCUGUGAAUUCAACCCUAUGCACCAGCUGUUUGCCUGUGGAACAAAAGAGGGCCAUGUUGAAUGCUGGGACCCAAGGUCAAGGACUCGAGCAGGCAUCCUUGACACUGCACUCAGCACCCAUGUUGAAGACUUGGAUGUGAGUGUCGUUCCAUCCGUGACAGCACUUAAGUACCGAGAUGGACUCAACCUGGCUGUGGGCACCAGUACUGGACAUGUUCUCAUGUAUGACAUUCGCUGGGACAAGCCAGUUUUGGUGAAGGAUCACAUGUAUGAACUUCCCAUCAAGGACAUCGAGUUCCAGCAGAGCCAGGACCUCGUCCUUUCCAUGGACACCAAGAUACUCAAACUAUGGGACCGUCAGACGGGUAAACCAUUCACAGCCAUCGAGCCUGGAACAGACCUAAAUGACUUUUGCCAGGUUCCUGAUUCAGGGCUGUUGUUCAUGGCAAAUGAAGCUCCCAAAAUAUAUUCCUUCUACAUUCCUAGUCUGGGAACCGCUCCCCGAUGGUGUUCCUUCCUAGACAACCUCACCGAGGAGUUGGAGGAGAGCUCCACCCCAGCAGUGUAUGAUGACUACAAGUUUGUCACCCGUCUUGAGCUGGAAGAGCUUGGCCUGGGACAUCUUGUCGGAUCGAAUCUUCUGCGGGCCUAUAUGCAUGGCUUCUUUAUGGAUGUGAGACUGUACCACAAGGCCAAAGCCAUAGCCGAGCCGUUUGCCUACCAGACCUACAGGAAGAGCAAGAUCCGAGAAAAGAUUGAUGAGGAAAGAACAAACAGGGUCAAGUUGAAGAAGCUGCCCAAGGUGAACCGUGACUUGGCCGAGAAACUGAUUGCUGAAGCCGAGGACACUGCUGUGGACAGGAGAAAGAAGAAGCGACCAACAGAGAGCCUUCUGGAGGACAAGCGAUUCUCUGCUAUCUUCAGCAACCCUGACUUCCAUAUCGACCAAUCCAGCGAAGAGUUCCGACUUCUCAACCCUGUUCUGUCGAAACGCGUGAACGCAGCAAGAAAACAGAGGUCACAGAAUCAUUCACGGAGGUUGAGGUAUGUGGAGAUGGAGGGGAGAGGCAGUGACGAGGAGAGCAGCAGCUCGGAUGAUGAGCGCACAUGGACACAGGAAGUCAAGGAGCAACAUCGCAAGCUGCAGCGUGAGAAGCGACUACAAGAACGACGGGAGAUGCAGGAAGCGCAUAUCAAACCUAAAUUCUACGAGAUGAAGGAGGCUGAGGAAAUGAAGUCUGUCCACGAUAGGCAGAGGAGGAAAGAGAUGAAGAUGAGUCUGUCUGAUCGUCUGGCCACCGAGGACAGCAUCAAAGUCUCAGAUGGAGGCUCCAUUGGAAACAAAGAGAUGACCUUCACCUUCAAGAAGAGUGCCCACCAGAAGAAAAAAGAGAUGCUCCAGCAAGAACAUCAGACAGAGCGGCGCCAAAUCGGUCGCUCAGCUAAGGAAAUUUCCAGGAAGAUAAGAACAAAACCCAAAUUCUGGAUGGGGAAGCGUGUUGGCUGAUGUGAAAAAAAAGGCAAUGUUGAAAAAACAGAAUCAGAACACCAGAAUCAGGGAACAACUUAUAGAAUUCAUUACACUAAAGCAAGUUGCCAUCUCACUUGACACUUCAUGGAGGGUUGCAGACUUCCAUCAUCACGUCAUGAGGCGUCAGUGGACACUGCCGAGUACCCCACAUUGUGGACGAUUCUCAUGUACAUUCUGAGACUUGUAUCUCAUUAAGAAAACCUGCUACAAUUGUACAUUGUCCUCCCGUCAAUGUGGAAUUGUUGACUGUUAAUUAAUUUUGUAGGAAGACUCCCAAAUGCUGUAGUACACAGUAUUAAGUGUCUAUUGUUCUAAUGUAAAUAUGGUAGGUAAAACAAUGAUGGAGACUGUUCUUUGCAAAUGAAAUGUGGACAAGUGUCUCAAAGUACAUUUGUUCAUGGGCUUCACCCUGCAGGGCUUUGAUUUGUAAAUACAUGUAUUGUAAAUAGUG